Messenger RNA from Schistosoma margrebowiei, 5280 nucleotides. Lineage: Eukaryota; Metazoa; Platyhelminthes; Trematoda; Strigeidida; Schistosomatidae. The record is from the annotation of a GenBank genome assembly.
GCAGCUACAACCACUCACCCUCAGCCCAAACACUCAGCUACCCCAAAAUGCCAAACCACUUAUGCCUCAAUAGCGUCCAAGUAUCACCCUAGCGGCCCCUGUAAAAUGCCUAAAAAUGACCACCCCAGGAAUUGCGCUAACAGCUACAGACUCUCAGACAUCGCUGUACGAAAUAAUACCAAACCCUCCGUAAAAACCCACCAAUACUCCAGCACCUCUAACCCAAAACGUGCACCCUCUCAUAGCAAUAGAAUGCCCUACAACAAACAUAGUGAACUGGCAACACCCACUCAUCCUAAUGUGAAACGACAUUUGACAAGAACCACACCCACACGUGAUACCCAUAAGUCAUAUAGUGUCAACCUUGCAAGCCCCAUGAAUCAACACAAAACUAUACACAUCAGAAACACCUCUCUUAGCAACAAUAACAGGCAUUCCUUUAUUCCUCAUCAGAAACAUACAACUUCCCCAACUAACCACAAUAGGACUAAAAUUGCCCACCGCACACAAAGAAGCCAUAAUGUUGGCCUACUUGGAAACCCACCUACUGACUCUAGGUACUAUCUAAGUCAAGCCACCCAAUACAGCGGUUUAGUCCCCCCUAAUUCGACAUACACACUAUCUCAUCCUUUUUUAUCUCUCCCCCCCUCAACAUUACUGCUAUGGGGUCUCCAAAUGUUGAGGGCGACAAUCCCACUAUUCUGAAACCAUCUAUAUACUCCGAUUUGAUGGGGAGUGGCAGAUCCUUCUCAACCUCGAUAAAUGUCUCUAGUCUUGAAAACUUCUUGACUGGACCCCCUGAUCAUUCCCCGGACACAUUACCUAACCAUUCAACUCUACCUUCCACUCUUAGACAUACUUCCUUCACCAAAACAACACCCGACUACCCUUCUCGCAUUAACCCUACUGGUAAUAAACUAAACGCUCAUCAAUAUGGAGUCGACGCUCCCAAUUCUUCCUUUUCUCGUUGCAAAACAGACAAAUCACUGGGUAUACAUCAUACCCUUCUACUAGACAAACAGUCGCCGUACCUGACACUUAUGUUAAUUAACGCUCGAUCUGUACAAAGUAAGAUGACUCACCUACGCACCCUUUUACUUUUAAACAACCCCUCACUUGUUUUGAUAACGGAAAGUUGGCUGUCCUCCGACACCACAGACACAUUUCUACAAAUAGACACAUAUGAGCUCUUCCGCUGUGAUCGAUUAACCAAGAAGGGUGGUGGUUGUCUCGUUUAUGUAUCAAAAUAUUUGAGAGCGGAAAUCUAUAGCGACCACGUCCUCAGUAAACUUCCUGAAUCGAUAUGGCUUACUGUGUACACUCAUGAAUGUAAAAUACUAAUCGGAUGCAUAUAUCGAGCUCCUAACACUCCUAGUUCAAAUGACACUAUUAUAAGUGAGUCAUUUGCUCAGGCUGCCUCGCUUGACUUCACUUACAAAAUUGUAUGUGGUGAUUUCAACCUUCCCACCAUCAACUGGAAGACACAUUCUGGCCCAUUGUGCUUAGAACGCAUACUUAGGACCUUAGACAUACACGGCUGGCAACAACAUGUACACCUGCCUACACGAAAUCACAACAUUCUUGACUUGAUAUUCUGUCAUAAUGUCACACCAACAUCAAUGGUGGUUGGCGAAAAGUUUCACAACAGCGAUCAUAAAAUAGUCCUCUGCACCCUUCCGAUUCUUGCCAUAUGCAACAAAUUAAAGACAUUAAACACGCGGUUCCAAUAUAGAGACUAUGCAAAUGCUGACUGGGAAAACUUUCGAUUUCUAAUAAAGCACUCUGACUGGGGCAGUUUCUUUACCAGUAAUAGCCUCUUAGAAACAUUAGAAAUAUUCAAUAUCACCACCAAAUCUGCACUAGACACUACUGUACCCUCUAAAAUUGGUUUUAAAACAAUUACUCCAUAUCUAAACCAAAAGACUAGGACUAAACUGCGAAAACUGAAAAGGAUGUACCAUAUAUCAAAGGACUUCAGUGCCCUGCACCAGAUAUACUCUGUACUUGACGGAGUACAAAGUCAACACAACAAGCGUAAGCAAGUAGAGGAACGUACUGCGCUCACUGCUGCAUCUAAAGCCCAAGCCCUAUGUCGUCUCCUCACGAAGCGCAUAAGAAAGGACACAGACCACAACAUUCACUCUUUACUGCACGAUGGAGUAACGUAUAAUGACCAAAGCGUCAUAUGCGAACUAUUAAGUGAAUGGUUUUCUCACAAUGGGAAUACAUCUGAUGCUCCAGACAUCGACAUAAAGUGCACCGGCAAAAACGAUCUUAGUACCAUAAACUUCGACAUUAGGAGUAUACAUACCGCCAUUAAAACCCUUAAGUCAAAUGCGAGUUCUGGUGCCGAUGACAUCCCUUCUAUCGUUUAUAAAAUGUCAGGACCGGACAUACAGAUGCUACUACUCAAAAUAUACACAUUAUCUUUAGAGACUGGUACAUAUCCGGAAACCUGGAAGGUAACGUAUGUUCUUCCCAAACACAAAUCCGGACCAAGAAACCUGGUUGAAAACUACAGACCUAUAAAUAUCACUCCAGUCAUAUCACGCAUAAUGGAAAAAGUGAUACAAAAUCAACUAUCUGAUCACCUGCUCAAGGAAGAUCUGAUAGACCCGUCACAACAUGGCUUCAUUAGAACAAGGUCGUGCAGUACAUGCCUGAUAGACUUCUUCAACGAGGUUACUCGUAUACGUGACCAGAAGAAACUAGCUAUUAUACUAUACUUCGACAUUAAGAAAGCCUUUGAUAAAGUACCUCAUAAUCUUCUAAUCAACAGACUUAAGUCAGUUGGAAUUACAAAUCCCCUUUUGCAAUGGAUCAAGUCUUUUCUUACGAACAGAUAUCAAAUAACCAAGAUUAACUCUAAUACAUCUACACCUCGACCUAUAACCAGUGGUGUAGUGCAAGGUAGUGUCUUGGGUCCAUUGCUCUUUAUAAUCUAUAUCAACAAUAUAUGCAAGUGUUUUAGCACAGGUAAGACCUACCUCUAUGCCGAUGACUUAAAAGUCAUCUAUAAAACUGACAUUUCCGAUUUACGCAGUACUAUGGAAACAAUCCAACGUGAACUCAACAUGGUAAACGACUGGUGCAAACGCUGGAGGUUAGAGCUCAACACAGAGAAAUGCGGCUGGUUAUGUAUAGGAGACACAUCUCUCAAAACGAAACUAACACUUAGCAAUCACACACUGCCCAGACUGGCAUCAGUAACUGACCUAGGGGUACAUUACUCACACAGUCUUAAUUUCUCUGAACACAUCUCAGCCAAAGCAUCCAAAAUGCGGAAAUUGCUUGGCUUCAUUCUCCGUAAUUUUUAUCAAAAUGAAUCUAAAAUCCUUCUUUACAAAGUUUGUGUAAGACCUAUCGCUGAAUACUGCUCGUUCUUAUUUUCCAACCUACGCGUAUCUGAUAUACUAAAGGUGGAAGGAAUACAACGAGACUUCACUCGCAAGGUACUUAAGACUGACUUGGUCAUUGACUAUAGUUCCCGAUGCCAAAUCUUAGGAAUAGCACCCCUUUGGAAGAGAAGGCUUAGGUCUAAUUUGAUUCUCUACUUCAAACUACUCAAAAACCUUACUUAUUCAACGUGUAAGAUAAUUCUUGCCCGAGAUUCACAUGAAUACGGACUUCGAAACAAAGUAUCUACGGUCAAAGUUGAGAAAUACAGAUCAAAAACUCGGGAAAACUUCUUCCUCACCAAGUAUGCAAUAAUAUGGAACAGUCUUCCCUCCGAAACUCGCAUGGCAGAUGAAUUACAUACGUUUGUAAAACUGCUUGAUCAAGCCCUCACCUGCACUAAUCUUGCACGUACGAACACAUCUGCACCCCACUCAAACAUCAUAGGCUCUCUCCAUGUCUAGACCAAAAUGGACUUCAAGUUCAGUUUGCCUUAUUUUUCCUACUUUGCAGUUGUAUUAAUUACUUUUUCCACCCCAUUUCUUCACUUGAAGUAGACAGGUAACUCAAUGGACCUAUCAUUACUGUUAAAAUAAACUCGGUCGAUAAGGGACACUCACUACCACCCUAAAACGUCAAGAGGACCGCACAAUCGGCUGCCUACUACCAGUGGUCUUGCAUCUAUGGAGCCUGUUACCAAUCAACUGGUUAGGACAACAGAAAAUAACAUCAGCACUAAGUCACUGUGAGUCCCUUCCUGUUUAUCCUGUAUUAACUUUUUACUCUUCAGUACACUAUGUUGACUAGCAAUUAGUAUUAUUUCUCCACUCGUUCUCAUAUCCACAACUCAUAUACUUCUAUACUUUUUCCGCCUGCUUAAAUAAACAACUAUCCUACAAUAUACCCUUCUUAACGCUUAUACUCUGAUUGGCAAACUAUACUUUAUACUAUAGUCAACAGAGGCACUGCAUCGAUGCUUUACCCACAGUCCAUAGCUUGUAACUGUCUGAUAAGCUUGUAAAAUGGUACUUAUAGAAAUAGUGCUUUCCAACAGUUUGUGAAACAGAGGAUUGUGCGAGGUAUGACGUAUAUACAAAAAUAAUGCUAAAUGAGCCUAACAUCACAAAAGGAGGGAGGGUGGAGUUACUGACCAGCAAGCAUUGAUGGUGAGGGCGAUAACUUCAAUCCACCCAUGCUUGUGGGGACAGAACAUUUUGUAUGUAUCAGGCUCCUCAUGACUGAGAAUAAUUCAAUCAAUCUGUGAUAUAGAUUGUUUUCCUACGCUCACCACUCAAACUCAUGUUUCCAAUAUUAUGCUGGAUUAGCUAUUCUACUAAGACAACCCAUAACAUGCUAACUCGAAUUUUUACACUAGGAUUAUGUGGCUGGCAUCGGAAAAACGAAAAAAUGAAAAAAAAAGUUAAACAAUAAAAGAUGUAAUCAUUAAUAUUCUUAAUACUUCACCCUCUAUAUACACACCCUUCUUAUAAACCGCUUUCCUAGUAACAGCCUUGACUUCCUUUCCUUCAUGUGAGCUUACUCCAACUUGUUAAACAUCACAACUCAUUGUUCUUUAUUAGUACAUUCUAUAAUAUGGAGCCUCUGACUUCAUUUUACUAACAAGACAUAAUAUGAAUUUAUUCUAAUUUAUUAUACCUCUGUCCGUUCUACUACACUAUGUUAAGCAACGUUUUGCGUUCAUAUCCAAGUGCCUUGCUGCUCUUCUGUUUCUCUUUUUUCUUCAGAAUCUUGCUCUGAGAGCACGGCUAUGAAACCUCUGACGUUUGGAACAAACUUGAUGUACGCGUCCUCUCAAGGUCAUAGUUUACAGCAAGCGCUCUACGAUUUCACUUUAUAACAACUAUAAACUUAAUAAGUUGGGAA